GCCCCUUUCCGCCGUCAAAGGCAAGAGUUCCCUUUGGAGCUUGAAGGUCCGCCAUGGCGUUCGGCGGCGCCGCUGUCCGGUUGCGGCCUCUUCAGCUGCUGCGGCCGCUGACGUGGAAGGCGGCGGCUCCGAGCGGCGCCCGUGCCGCUUCGGACACGCCAAAAGUCUUGCUGCCUGGGCCUUACCCCAAAACUCCAGAGGAACGGGCAGCUGCGGCAAAAAAGUACAACAUGAGACUGGAGGACUAUGAACCUUAUCCAGAUGAUGGCAUGGGUUACGGUGACUAUCCCAAGCUUCCUGACCGAUCCCAACAUGAGAGAGAUCCUUAUUAUGAGUGGGACCAGCCUGAGUUAAGGCGUAACUACGGCGAGACAUUGCAUUGGGAUUUUGAUAUGUUCAUCCGGACCCGGGUCGACACAUCUCCCACUCUCGUGCCCCGGAACACAAUGCUUAAAUACCUCUUCGGCUUCAUUGGCUUCAUGGGCUUCAUGUUGUUUCUUGGCGAGAUAUAUCCGUCCUACCAGCCUGUGGGCCCAAAGCAAUAUCCAUACGGCGACCUGCAUGUGGAACGAGGGGGGGAUCCCAGCGAAACACCUGUGGUGAAACAUUAUGAGAUAUAAGAAUGGCCAGAACUGCAACUCCUCUUUUAUCCUUCUGAUCAGGAUUAUCUAUAAAACAAACUAUACACCACA
Molecule: messenger RNA, 692 nt
Organism: Zootoca vivipara (common lizard)
Lineage: Eukaryota; Metazoa; Chordata; Lepidosauria; Squamata; Lacertidae
Gene: NDUFB8
Product: NADH:ubiquinone oxidoreductase subunit B8
Cellular component (GO): mitochondrion; respiratory chain complex I
Source: RefSeq, a predicted model, not a curated record